Molecule: messenger RNA, 1889 nt
Organism: Helianthus annuus (common sunflower)
Lineage: Eukaryota; Viridiplantae; Streptophyta; Magnoliopsida; Asterales; Asteraceae
Product: receptor homology region, transmembrane domain- and RING domain-containing protein 2
Exons: 4
Coding region: 323-1711 (462 amino acids)
Source: RefSeq, a predicted model, not a curated record
AACAAACAAACCUAGAAACCUCCUCUUAGCUCUCUCACUGGUCCCACCUACUGUCUUUCUGCUACUGGCGGUUCAACACCCACAGGAUAAUUCAUUCUCAUCAUCAAUCUUUUCAUUGAUCUUCACUUCAAUUUGACCCAAAUUCAUCACCACUUCAUCUUCAUAUUUCAUCAUACCAAAAAGCCCCAAUUUUUAUGAUGCUUGACUAGUGUAAUUUGAGGAUGGAAGCUGAUGUUUCCAUCCCACUUUAAACCCUAGUUUUUCAACAACCAAAAUUGGAUCUUUAAAGGGUCUUUAGGUUUUGUUGUGGGUUUGAAAAAAGAUGUUGAAUUUCUGGAUCUUUUGCUGCUUUCUUUGUUUGGUGAGUUCAGGGGUGAUUGGUAAAGUUGUUUUGAUGGGGAAUAAUGUCACUUUAUCUUUUGAUGACAUUGAAGCUAGUUUUGCUCCGCGUGUGAAAGGGACGGGCGAAUGCGGAACGUUGUAUCAAGCUGAGCCAUUGGAUGCGUGUGCGCCUUUGGCUAACGGGUCGAUUGAAGAAAGCGUAAACCAGCCCUUUGUGUUGAUUAUUAGAGGAGGAUGUAGUUUCGACGAAAAAGUUCGAAGAGCACAAGCUGCAGGAUUCAAGGCAGCCAUUAUCUAUAACGAUGAUGAUAGUGAUCUUGUUGCAAUGGCAGGGACUGCAACGGGUAUAGUGAUACAUGCGGUAUUUGUUUCAAAAUCAUCGGGCCUGAAGUUGAGUAAGUUUGCCGGUAUAACUUCAAUGCAAUUAUGGAUUAUCCCGGGCUAUGAGAACUCAGCAUGGUCAAUCAUGGCCAUAUCAUUUAUAUCGUUGCUGGCUAUGUCGGCUGUUUUGGCAACUUGUUUCUUUGUGCGUAGGCAUAGGAUAAGACGAGAACACCCCCAAUCUUCUCGUGUUCGGGAAUUCCAUGGGAUGAGUAGUCGGUUAGUCAAAGCCAUGCCAAGCCUUGUAUUUACCGCUGUUUUAGAAGAUAAUUGCACUUCGGCUACUUGUGCUAUCUGCCUUGAGGAUUAUAACGUUGGCGAUAAACUUAGAAUUCUGCCAUGCCGACACAAAUUUCACGCAAUGUGUGUGGACGCGUGGCUGACUUCGUGGAGAACGUUUUGCCCGGUUUGUAAACGUGAUGCAAGGACCGCUAACGGUGAGCCACCAGCCUCAGAACGCACACCGUUGCUUUCAUCCAACCCAGCAUCCAUGGCUUCAUCAACCAUAUUAUCUUCCACAUAUUCAUCAUCAUACGCCCCGUCAUCUCCCGCAAUACAAAUAGGUCAAACGUCGCGUACACAUUCUAACGUUCACUCCGUUUCGAGUACUCCUUACACCCUUCAAAGCCAUCACCAAUCCCCUUACAUCACUCCAUCGAGAAGCUCGUUAGACAUUAGAAACAUUGCAUCUUCUUCAUACCGAUCGUCGUUCAUCACUCCGUCAAGAAGCUCGUUAGACGUUAGAAACAUGGCGUCUUCUUCACACGGAUUGCGGGCAUCGCAUUUGGUUUCGUCGAACUCUUUGGGCUACCCUUCUGUAUCACCGUUAAAUUCCCGACACCUGUCUUCGUAUUACCCGAGUCCCGGAAAUGGUUCGUCGAGUUAUAUGUGGUCGUCUAGUCAGCAGCAGCCGCACCCGUUGCGCUAUAAUGAUUCUGCUGCUAGCUUUUCUCCCUAUGCUUCUGCUCAUUCACUUCCAGAAUGCUGAUUAUGAAAGCCUAUUGUACAUUUGAAUAUUGUGGUGUUUGCUUGCUACUAAUGAUGGUUUCAAUUGUGUUUUUGUGAUUGGUGAGUUGUAGUUAUACGUUUAAAAUCUUGUUAUAUCAAAGUGAAUAGUGUAUACUGUAUACUUUGUUAUUAUUUUUUAAAGAGCGAAUUAACUGUCA